AUCAAUUCCCAAAGUAAUAAUGUCCAACACUACAGGGCAAAAGUGUAAUUACCCUACCCCACACCCCAAACUAAAAAACAAUAAAAUAAAAGAAAAAAACAAAUUUCGAAACCAAAUUUAAAAACUGAAAGUGAAACCUCCAUAACCAUCUUCAUCAAUCAUCAUCUUCCUUCUCCUCUCACCGGGCUGUUACACAACCCACCAUCACAACCCAAUAACAGCCCGGUAAUUCUAAACCCCCUUACACCACCAACUUUUUUUUUUAAAAUUCACCAAAACCGCGGCGUUUGGAGGAGAGAGAAUGGAAUCAUCCUCGUCGACAACCACAACCACAACCACCACGACGUCGUUGGCUUCCGGCGAAGGUGGUUCAACAUCAGAAUCAAGCAGCAGAACAUCAAAUACAACAGCAGCAAGAUCAUCAAUGAUUGAUUCAUUAAGGGGUUGCGGAUUAUCAGGGAUUAGGAUUGAUAAAGAGGACCUCCGCCGUCGUAUUUUAAUCCCUAAAUAUUUACGGCUAGCAAUGCGCCGUGCAAUUAACUCUAAGGAUAUUUCUUCUGGGGUCGAUUCGGCGGAUCUUGUGGCGGCGGAGGAGGUUCAUCUUCCGCCGGAAAGUCCGAUGGUUGUGUUUAUUAAUUCCAGGAGUGGUGGAAGACAUGGCCCUGACCUUAUGUUGAGGCUUCAACAAUUAAUGGGUGAAGAACAGGUGUUUGAUCUUUCAGAUGUCAAGCCUAAUGAGUUUGUACAGUAUGGAUUGGCUUGCCUUGAGCAAUUCGCUAGCGAGGGUGAUCCUUGUGCAAAAGAGGUUCGGGAUAAGAUCAGAGUAGUGGUUGCUGGGGGAGAUGGUUCAGUUGGUUGGGUACUUGGAUGCCUGGGUGAACUUCACAAAGAAUCUAGAACUCCGAUUCCUCCUGUAGCAAUCAUUCCCCUUGGCACAGGGAACGAUCUUUCCAGGAGUUUUGGCUGGGGUGGUUCGUUUCCAUUUGCUUGGAAGUCAGCUGUCAAAAGGUCUCUUCAUAAGGCUAGUACUGGCACCGUUUGUCGUUUAGACAGUUGGCAUGUGUCAAUAACAAUGCCAGCUGGAGAAGUUAUGGAGCUUCCUCAUUCGUUGAAGUCAACAGGAGAAUGUACUCUUGAUCAGGGAUUCUUGCUUGCUGGCCGGCUUCCCGAGAAAGUGACUUGUUACGAUGGAGUGUUCUAUAACUAUUUUAGCAUUGGUAUGGAUGCACAAGUUGCCUAUGGUUUCCAUAACUUGCGUAAUGAAAAGCCAUAUCUUGCACAGGGUCCAAUUGCAAAUAAGUUGAUCUAUUCUGGAUACAGCUGUACCCAGGGUUGGUUCUUCACGCCUUGUGCAAGUGAUCCAAGCUUAAGGGGGCUCAAUAACAUCUUAAGAAUUCAUAUAAAAAAGGUCAACUGUUCAGAAUGGGAGCAAGUACGAGUCCCGUCAAAUGUGAGAUCAAUAGUUGCAUUGAAUCUUCAUAGUUAUGCAAGUGGAAGACAACCAUGGGGUAAUUUGAGACCUGAAUACUUGGAAAAGAGAGGUUUUGUUGAGGCAAAUGCUGAUGAUGGUCUUCUUGAAAUUUUUGGUCUAAAGCAUGGGUGGCAUGCGUCUUUCGUGAUGGUAGAACUAAUAUCAGCGAAGCACAUUGCCCAGGCAGCUGCAAUUAGGUUUGAAGUAAGAGGUGGUGAGUGGAAACAGUCAUAUAUGCAGACAGAUGGGGAGCCAUGGAAACAACCACUAGAUAAAGAAUAUUCAACAUUUGUGGAGAUCAAGCGGGUGCCAUUUCAGUCCCAAAUGAUUAGAGGCGAAUAAUAAUAAUACUCUUUAUUUGCAAUUUUCGUGUAAAGGCAUUGUUAGAAGUUGUAAUCUAAAAUAGAGAUGCAGUUAGCUGUAUUCUGUAACGAUUGUUGUAUAUGUAAAUUAUUCAACCAGUGUAAGCUCCCUGCUGACUCGUGGGAAACAGAGUUGAUGAGGAGUGAGAUUUCCAGGAUGAGAUGUUGAGGAGUGUGUAUUGACAAGUUGUAAAAACAUUUGUAUGUAUCAAUCAAUGUAUGGGAUGAGAUGUUGAGGAGUGUGAA
Spinacia oleracea (spinach) is the source of this 2079-nucleotide messenger RNA. RefSeq names its product diacylglycerol kinase 4. Gene Ontology annotation, cellular component: membrane. Lineage: Eukaryota; Viridiplantae; Streptophyta; Magnoliopsida; Caryophyllales; Amaranthaceae. Gene Ontology annotation, molecular function: ATP-dependent diacylglycerol kinase activity. Gene Ontology annotation, biological process: phospholipase C-activating G protein-coupled receptor signaling pathway. The transcript is spliced from 12 exons. The record is from RefSeq and is a predicted model, not a curated record. The coding region runs from base 302 to 1813 and encodes 503 amino acids.